AUGAAUGUUGAACGUGGUCCCACCCAUUUGCCGUUACCAUUGGACAUUAUCAAGCCCAAUCUACGUAAAAUAGACGUAUACCGCGGCGAAAUAUCUCUAUCUCUUUCACGUUUACCAUCGGAUCGCUUCGAACUCCCGAACCAACUCAGUAGCCGUCAAGACCUCGCAGGACACGGUUGCGCCAUCUUGGUUGAAUACAAGAUGGGGUCCCGCCAACAUCUAAACCAGGACGAAAUAGCUUCAAUGUUAGAAAAUGAUGACGAUUAUUCUCCGCUGGAUUCGGACUCCGAGCAAGAAGAUUGUUUAGUUGAAGAUGAUGUCAGGAGUGAUAACGAAGACGCGAUGGUCGACUUCAUUGAGGAUACAAGCCCUACAAGCAGACAAGACGACCCCGAAAACCAUGUUGCUUCUCUGGAAUCGACUAAUCUUGAGGUAACUUCAUCUACUUCACAUAGAAUUAUUACAUUGCCUCAGCGGUCAAUACGUGGCAAAAAUAACCAUGUAUGGUCAACUACAAAGGGACGUACGACGGGAAGGACUUCUGCUAUCAAUAUUAUACGUACAAAUAGAGGACCAACGCGAAUGUGUCGCAAUGUUUUUGACCCUUUGCUCUGUUUUCAACUUUUUAUAACGGACAAGAUAGUUGAUGAAAUAGUCAAGUGGACAAAUGUGGAGAUGAUAAUAAAACGACAAAAUUUGAAAGAAAUUUCGGCAAGCUACAGGGAUAAAAAUGCAAUGGAGGUCUGGUCGUUAAUUGGAAUACUCACUCUGACGGCUGUUAUGAAAGAUAACCACCUCUCAACUGAUGAGUUGUUUGACGCUUCAUUCUCUGGCACCCGGUAG
This is a messenger RNA of Arctia plantaginis, 843 nucleotides long. The record is from the annotation of a GenBank genome assembly. NCBI's taxonomy places the organism in Eukaryota, Metazoa, Arthropoda, Insecta, Lepidoptera, Erebidae.